Messenger RNA from Lepisosteus oculatus (spotted gar), 2974 nucleotides. RefSeq names its product macrophage-capping protein. Gene Ontology annotation, molecular function: actin filament binding; phosphatidylinositol-4,5-bisphosphate binding. Gene Ontology annotation, biological process: cell projection assembly; actin polymerization or depolymerization; barbed-end actin filament capping. The record is from RefSeq and is a predicted model, not a curated record. NCBI's taxonomy places the organism in Eukaryota, Metazoa, Chordata, Actinopteri, Semionotiformes, Lepisosteidae. Gene Ontology annotation, cellular component: cytoplasm; actin cytoskeleton.
ACAGCGGGUCUGUUCAAGGCGAGCAGACUUGUCAGGCAGAACUGACACAAAAGGGGCACCGGCCCGGCAGAGAGGAGACCGCAGAGAACGAGAAACAGAACGAAAAGGCAGGUUUUGCAAUCGUCGGCUCUCUUGCUCUCCCACUGGCUCAGUAGCUGAAGGGGGCUGGGCUCCGGGGGUUUGUGAGUAUGAAUCAAGGCAGGAAACUUGUCUGAGAGAAGGUUCCCUCCCUCCCUCCUUGCCUGUCAGCUAGUCCGCUCGACACAACUCGUCUGUCCCGGAGCUCCGCUUUACACUUUAACUCGCAAGAUGCUCCCUCUGAAAGCAGCCCCUGGCCAGUUCGGCCCCAGCGCCCGUGAGCCCGGCCUGCACGCCUGGCGCGUGGAGAAGCUGAAGGCGGUGCCCAUCGCCGCCAAGGAGCUCGGCACCUUCUUCAACGGGGAUGCCUACCUCGUUCUGAGCAACAAGCCCGAGGGCGAGAGCACCCUGCACAUGUGGAUCGGUGAGAAGUCCUCUCGGGAUGAGCAGGUUGCCUGUGCCAUGCUGGCCACGCAGCUGGAUGACUUCCUGAGCGGGGAGCCCGUCCAGCACCGUGAGGUCCAGGGCAUUGAGUCCACGGAUUUCAUGCAGCUCUUUCCUCGCGGGAUCACCUACAAGGAAGGGGGUGUGGAGUCCGCGUUCCGGAAGACCCAGUCUACCUCGGCUCCUGUGCAACGGCUGUACCAGAUCAAGGGCAAGAGGAACAUCCGGGCCAGAGAGGUGGAGCUGAGCUGGGCCAGCUUUAACAAGGGGGACUGCUUCAUACUGGACCUGGGAGAGGCCAUCGUUUCAUGGAGCGGCUCCCAGGCCAACAUGUUCGAGAAGCAGAAGAUGACGGAGAUCGCGGCUCUCAUCAGAGACAGCGAGAAGCACGGCAAAGCCAAGAUCACCGCCGUCUGCGAGGGGGAGGAGCCUGCUGAGAUGCUGCAGGUGCUGGGGCCAAUGCCGGCGCUGAAGGAGAGCACGCCCGAGGAGGACAGCCAGGCCGACGCCUCCAACACCGCCUCCUUGUACAAGGUCUCGGAUGCGACGGGCACCAUGAAGCUGACAAAGGUGUCGGAGAAAAGCCCCUUUGAGAAGGACCAGCUGCUCCGCGACGACUGCUUCAUCCUGGACAACGGGGCCAACGGCAAGAUCUUCAUCUGGAAAGGGAGCGGCGCCAACGGCGAGGAGAAGAGAGCGGCGCUGAAGGUGGCCGAUGACUUCAUCGAGAAGAUGAGCUACCCCAGGCUAAAGACGCAGGUGGAGAUCAUCCCUCAGGGCAGAGAGACGGUCAUCUUCAAGCAGUUCUUCAAGAGCUGGAAUUAACGGUGGGGCAUUUGGUGGGGGGGGGCACUUUUGCAGGGAUCGGGCGGGGCAGGACUGGGGUACCCUCCAUGUCCCCGGCUUUUUCAUUGCAGCUGAGCUCUUCAUCAUCGAGACCUAAUGAUCCCUUCAAUUAGACCACUUUGAUUCGAUCUUUGAAAGUUUUAUCUCCUAAAUACACAAUCAGAACUCGUGAAAGCUUCAGUGCUUUUGUCCACUGAUGGCUGAAAGAACUAAUCAAAACCUGUGGAAAGGAGAGGCUACCACGCACUGCUGCAUGCAAAACAUACCAAAGUUGGUGAAGGUCUUUUAAUUUCUUUCACAAGACAAUGCGUGACAUAGCAAGCCUUCUCAUUCAUCAGGUUUACCUUACCGGGUGCCGAUUCCUGAUUUUUUAAAAUAAGAAUAUGGAGCUUCCAUCAGUAAGGAAUGCUUUUCUGAUCCACACAUGUCUGAAAUUCAAACAGCAGCCACCCCUCCCUCCCCUCCAACACCAUGCACCCAUUAGUAAUUAUUCCUGCAGUGGCAGGUUCUGUGCCAUUAAUCUGUAAACUAUUACAGUCGUUGUUGAAACAGAUUUGCUGAUUUGGUGGGGGGAGGUGUUAAGGACUGCCUGACGGAAAAGCAGUAAUUCUGAAAAUAAAGAGUAGGUGGAGCAGUUUUAACCAAAAUUUAAUUAAAGGGUUUCUACACAUUUAAGAAAGGAACAGCUGAUCCGCGAUGAGAAAUCCAAGGCACAUGUCGGUGACUCCUGGGUACAGAAUUUGAGCCUUCCUGUAGCUUAACAGCCUCUCUGCCUCUGAUCCGUCUGCUACUACCAUGUUGGAGUGUGAAAACGAACACAGUCACUACGGAGUGCUUCCCCCCUGCCAGGAUUUUAAAAUGUAAGCAUAGACUCAGAGGCAGAAGAAAUGGCGACUACGUACUUGCAGUAAUGUGCCUGCAAAUUGUCAACCAAGCCGUUAUGAUAAAAAUCAUUCUGUAUUAGUAUAAGACAGUAGCAAUGGUAGUUACAGGAGUGUCAGGAAAAUAAAAAAAACAAUUGAUCUCACGUGCCUUGGAACCAUUUACUGGGGUGAAUUGUGGUUUAAUGUUUGUUGCUCUAGAUAAUCACUCAAAUGGUAUGGAGAUGCUGUGGGGCAGGGGGUCUCAAACUCGUGUCCUAGAGGAUGUUGUGUUUUCCGGGCUUUUUCCCAGCCUGCGCUGUCAGUUAAGCAACUUAAUUCUUUUCUAAAUGAGAUAACAGGACCUGUCUUCCGGGUGUUUUGCUACUGAUCACACAACCAUACCUUCCUCAAGGUAUGGUUAGCUGUAAAUCUCCUUGGGGCCGGGUUAAUAGUGUUGCAAUUAUGCAGCUAAAUAAAUAAUUAGACCAAUUAUGUAACUGAGAACACGGGGUGGAACACAACCCGAGAGACAUCAGAUCCCUCAGGAAGCGGGCUGGAGAUCAGCAAGAAGAGAAGGAAAACAUAAUUUCCUGUUUGGGACAGAAAUUCCAAACAACCAUGUCAGUUUUCCAGCAGACGGCGUUUCUGGUUUUGUAUUUCUUUUAAUUAGAAUAUGUGGCUUUUAUGACUAGUGAAUUAUACAAAUGUUCUGUACGAACUGAAUAAAACUUGUUGGGAUUCAA